Messenger RNA from Myotis daubentonii (Daubenton's bat), 3782 nucleotides. It is a transcript of the gene EPN3, whose product is annotated as epsin 3. Gene Ontology annotation, cellular component: clathrin vesicle coat; endosome; plasma membrane. Gene Ontology annotation, biological process: endocytosis. Gene Ontology annotation, molecular function: clathrin binding; phospholipid binding. The record is from RefSeq and is a predicted model, not a curated record. Lineage: Eukaryota; Metazoa; Chordata; Mammalia; Chiroptera; Vespertilionidae.
UUUCCUUCCGAGUGCUGCCUGCCGCCGGGCAUCCAGGAGACCAGCGGACAGGAGGCAGAGCUGCAGCCCAUUCUGGGGACCCUGCCUCGCCCUUCCGAGGGGUCUGCGCCUCCUGGGAGAGGGUGGGUCUCCGGGACAAGGGUCGGUGGUGGAUGGCUCUGGGGUCGCUCCUGAAGCUGUGCCGUCCCCCUGCCGUGCAGGUUGGAGGGUCAUUGCAGAGGCUGCUUGUGGUCCCGGGGCAGGGACCAAGGGAGCCUGCACCAGAGACCCAUGUGGGACCCAAGGACACAGCCGCCCUGCUGAGAGCGCGGCGGCCCCUCCCUGGAAACCGUGACCUCGCGGCGACGACGGUGGCCCUCGGCCCUCCGCCUCCGGCCGGGGCGGGGGGCGCCCAUCUCCAAGUCCCCAGCCAUGACGACCUCCGCGCUGCGGCGCCAGGUGAAGAACAUCGUGCACAACUACUCGGAGGCGGAGAUCAAGGUGCGCGAGGCCACCAGCAAUGACCCCUGGGGCCCGCCCAGCUCGCUCAUGUCUGAGAUUGCGGACCUGACCUUCAACACGGUGGCCUUCGCCGAGGUCAUGGGCAUGCUCUGGCGGCGGCUCAACGACAGCGGCAAGAACUGGAGGCACGUGUACAAGGCGCUGACGCUGCUGGACUACCUGCUCAAGACGGGCUCGGAGCGGGUGGCCCACCAGUGCCGAGAGAACCUCUUCACCAUCCAGACGCUGAAGGACUUCCAGUACGUCGACCGCGACGGCAAAGACCAGGGCGUCAACGUGCGCGAGAAGGUCAAGCAGGUGAUGGCCCUGCUGAAGGACGAGGAGCGCCUGCGGCAGGAGCGGACCCACGCCCUCAAGACCAAGGAGCGCAUGGCGCUGGAGGGCAUGGCCAUGGGCAGCGGGCAGCUGGGCUUCAGCCGCCGCCAGGGUGAGGACUACGGCCGCUCGAGGGGCUCUCCGUCCUCCUACAAUUCUUCCUCCUCAUCUCCCCGCUACACCUCAGACCUGGAGCAGGCCCGGCCCCAGACGUCGGGAGAAGAGGAGCUGCAGCUGCAGUUGGCCCUGGCCAUGAGCCGCGAGGAGGCUGAGAAGCCAGUCCCCCCAACCUCCCUCAGGGAUGAGGACCUGCAGCUGCAGCUGGCUCUUCGCCUGAGCCGGCAGGAGCACCAGAAGGAGGUGAGGUCCUGGCGGGGAGAUGACUCCCCCAUGGCCAAUGGUGCUGGGGCUGCAGCCCCCCGUCGGAGGGAAAGAGAGCCCGAGAGAGAAGAGAGGAAGGAGGAGGAGAAGCUGAAAACCAGCCAGUCCUCCAUCCUGGACUUGGCGGACAUCUUCGCACCCACCCCUGCCCCGCCCUCCACACACUGCUCCGCCGACCCAUGGGACAUCCCAGGUCUCAGGUCCAACACAGAGCCCAGCGGCUCCUCCUGGGGGCCUUCCGCAGACCCCUGGUCUCCAGUCCCCUCGGGAGGCAUCCUGUCCCGAAGCCAGCCGUGGGACCUGCCCCCUACGCUUUCCUCCUCUGAACCCUGGGGCCGGACCCCAGUGCUGCCUGCUGGAGCCCCCGCUACAGACCCCUGGGCACAGAAUUCCUCCCCCAGCAAACUCCCCAACACUGGGGCUGACCCCUGGGGGGCCUUGGUGGAAACGUCCAACACCCCUGCUCUAGGUGGCACCUCGACCUUUGACCCAUUUGCCAAACCUCCAGGAUCCACAGAGACCAAGGCGGGGCUGGAGGGUGCCCAGGCCCUGCCCUCGGGGAAGCCCAGCAGCCCUGUGGAGCUGGACCUGUUCGGAGACCCCAUCCCCAGCUCCAAGCAAAAUGGCACCAAGGAGCCAGAUGCCUUUGACCUGGGGAGAGUGGGGGAAGCCCUAACCCAGCCCAGCCAGGAGGCCCGCGCUCGCACACCCGAGUCCUUCCUGGGCCCCUCGGCCUCCUCCUUGGUCAACCUUGACUCCUUAGUCAAGACGCCCCAGGCUGCAAAGACCCGGAACCCCUUCCUGACAGAUCUCAGCGCUCCAUCCCCCACCAACCCGUUUGGCGCAGGCGAGCCGGGCAGGCCGACCCUGAACCAGAUGCGCACCGGGUCGCCCGCGCUGGGCCUUGCGGCCGGCAGGCCCUUGGGGGCGUCCUUGAGCUCCAUGACCUACAGCACCUCCCUGCCCCUCCCCCUGAGCAGCGUGCCGGCCGCCGCGACCCUCCCCGCCUCCGUCAGCGUCUUCCCGCGGGCCGGGGCCUUCACGCCGCCCCCCGCGAGCCUGCCGCCGCCGCUGCUCCCCUCCUUGGACUCAGCCGGGCCGCUGCACCCCGCCCCGCAGGCCGGCACCAACCCCUUCCUCUGAGCACCUGCCGGCCGGCCGGCUGAGGCCCGGGACCGCGCCCACCUGCUCCCCAGACUUUGGGGCGAGGCUAGGAUCCGCUGGGGAAGCCCUACGGCGACCCAGAUGCUUGGGAGGCCCUGGAGCUAGAGACAGACCACUGGACUGCUCGGGGCGAGGCCACGUCCCCGCAAUAAAGACUGGAACCCAGGGUCUCGCUCUCACCAAGUGGACUCUCUGCGGGACGUGGCGGCCAGGUCUGGACCACACCGCGAAGCGCCGGCUGCUGUGGCGAUCGCCCCCCUUCCCGCACAGCCCCCGCAGCCUGGCUCUGUCGCUCCCAGAUGCUCCCUCAGCCCUCGCUCACUUGAUCAUUUCCAUUCAUUUGUCGUGCAUGGGCGUCUGGUUGAUGGGACAGCGAGGAACCCACUUACUACGCACUCACUGCUAAGCACUUUAGGCAGAUUACUUGCUUUAAUUCUUGCAGCCGCCCUCUGAAGUAGGUAACAUGACUCCCAUUCAGGACUACCUACGUUAUUUGCGGGGCCCAGCCCCCAAUGAAAAUGCAGGGCCCCUUGCUCCGAAAUUGGGUUACGAAGGUCAAAAUGCAGACAGCAGAGCAUUAAACCCAGUGCAAAACCCAUUGUAUGGAGGAGGAGACUGAGGCUCAAAGUCACCAAGCUAGCCCUGAGUGGGGCCGGCACUCAGCGUCAGACCGUUUGGCUCCGCUGGCUUGGAGGCCCCAGGCUGCACAGCAGGCUUAAUCGGCAAAUAUUGACAGACUGUCGUGAACCAAGUGCUGGGCUUGACUGUGGAGAAAUGACUAAGCAUCCCUAAGCCCACAGCCUCCCGGAGCUCAGAACUCAGGGGCAGGCGAGCCAGGUACAGGAGCCCCCAGGCUCCUUGGUUUUACUGAGUCCCCUUCAACCCGCUCGGCCCUCCUCUCCUUCCCAGGGCUGGCAGUAAACCCCAUCUCAGCCACGCAGAAGGGGCCUAUGCGGGAUCUGGGAAACCAAGGGGGGGGGGGCUGUUACCUCAUCCUGGGAGCACCCCGGUCACCACCCCUCCUUUUCUACUCAAUGCUCUGCAACCACUGGGCCACCAGACACUGAUGCGACCUUAGUGCUCAGGGUCUGGCCCCGCAGGCUGCCAGCCCCACCCCCUCUGGGGUGCAGGGAGACAGUAGCCUUCCAUAGGCCAGAAACACCGAAGUUGGGGUUUCGGGAGACACACGGUGCUGCUCUCCUUCCUAAGGCUGGGGUGGGGAAAGGGGCCGCUUCUUGUUUUGCAAGGAGUCCCACCGUGGCUGGGAAAGGCGGGACGGACAAGAGCACCUACUUAGGAGUCAGACUGACAAGAGUUCAAACUCUGCUCCAAGAUUUGCACACGGUAAUUAAUAAUAAUAAUAUAAUCACUUAGUAAUAAGUGGUUAUGCUCCCUGGCCUUGAGUAAAUUACUUAACCUCU